GUUUUUCCUAAAUAGACAAAGUGGGGGAAAAAAUAGCAUUUGAGAGCAAAUCAAAAGAAAAUUCUUCCUGAGGUCGAGUUGUGAAACUACAAAACAAAAAUUUUCAAGAGGAAAUUGCAGACACUGAUACUAAUCUGGUGUGAUAUUAUCAACAUUUUUGGAUUGAUCCGGCCACCAUUAACAUACAAUAGUUUUUUUUGCCUAGUAAGAAGUGGAAUUUCCUUGGAAAUCACAAUGUUUAUUAACUGUACAGUAGGUCAUAAUUCAGAUGUAACUUCGUAAAACAUAAAUCUCAGUUCCCGUGACGUCACCAACAACAGUUUGUGAGGUUCUAAUUUGUGUUGGUAAAUGCCUCCCUUUCUAAUAUGGCGGCGGCGUUGACGUAGUCACACAUCCCGGUUGAGUGAAAUACGCAUGCCUGAACUGAACAAACGUUUUUGUGUGUGUGUGUGUGUGUGUGUGAAAGAGGCUAAUUUAAAUUCUACAAGUGUUUAAUGAUUAAGCUUUUAUUGGGUUUUUACCUGUUUUAUGAGCUGAACGAUUUAUCUGCAAGAACGGGAUUAACCAGUCUGUCUGGAAACUGCAAGGUAUCGGAUUAACGGUGUUUUGCAGAUUUAUAGUCACACUCGGUUGUGAUUUCAGCCGGCAUGUUCAGCGUGCUUCCCAGAGCAGCUGGCUCUGCCCUGAGGCAGUUUCAGCUGCCGUUUGCCCGCUCAGAGCCCUGCAUGUCGCUGCAGCUCCGCUUUGCAGCUUCUGCGACCCUCCGCUUGCUUGAAGACUGCCUCGAGGUCAGCUACGAGGGGACCCCGAUGCGUUUCAACUACGUGUGGCUGCGGGACCACUGCCGCUCAGCGUCCUCUUACAACUCCGCAACCCACCAGAGGAGCCUGGAYACCGGGAGCUUGGAGCUCACCCUGCGCCCUGAGAGCUCCGCGGUGGAAGACGGUCAGCUCGUCCUCACAUGGCCUGGUGGCCACGUGUCAGAGUUCAGCCUCGGUUGGUUGGCCGAGAACAGCUAUGAAGGAAGGAAGACGGUCAUGGAGCAGCCGCGCAUCCUGUGGAACGCUAACGUCUACCAAAACGCUCGCAUAUCAGCAGCCAAAUGGGACAAGUUCAUGAGCUGCGACAGCGAGCUGAAGAAGUUCCUUCAGAACUACCUCCUGUAUGGAAUUGCCUUUGUGGACGACGUUCCGGCGACUGUGGAAGCCACUGAGGAAGUCACCAGGAGAGUCAGUCUGAUCAGAGAGACUACUUACGGGAGAAUGUGGAGUUUUACAUCCGAUUUUUCCAGAGGCGACACUGCCUACAGUCAGCUGGCCCUCGACCGUCACACUGACACGUCUUACUUUCAGGAGCCAUGUGGAAUCCAGGUGUUUCAUUGCCUCCGACAUGAGGGUAGUGGAGGGGAGACGCUGCUGGUGGAUGGCUUCUACGCUGCGGAGAAGCUCCGCCAGCACUCCCCCGAGAACUUCGAGCUGCUGUGCCGCGUCCCCAUCAGGCACGAGUACAUUGAAAACACAGAAAAUCACCAAAACCACAUGACGGGCAUUGGCCCCGUGCUCAACGUCUACCCUUGGAACAGUGAACUCUACAUGAUCCGAUAUAACAACUACGACCGGUCGGUGAUGAACACGAUGCCCCACGACAUCAUCCGACGAUGGUACGUAGCACAUCGACAGCUCACCACAGAGCUACGGCGGCCAGAGAACGAGCUGUGGGUGAAACUCACUCCAGGCAAAGUGAUUUUUAUUGACAACUGGAGGGUGUUGCAUGGGAGGGAAUCUUUCACCGGCUUGAGGCAGCUUUGUGGAUGUUAUCUGACCCGAGACGACGUCCUCAGUGCUGCACGCUGCUUUGGACUGCAAGCCUAAACAUACAGAUUCUGUCAUUUCAGUGCCUUAAUCGUCUGACGUUGGACUCGGAGUCCCUUCAGUCCAGGAAGAUGUUCUGCUUUGCUCAGAACAUCUUCCUAUAUUCCGAUAAACAAGCAAUAUUACAUAUAUUUUGUAAUAUUGCUUGUUUUUAAAGAUUUUUUGUUUAGAAUUGAGCAGUGCCGUGUGAGAAGCUCAAGGUUUGGGAUAUUGUCUUAGAACCUAAUCCUUAAGAUUCUCCGUACCUGACCUGUGCUGUUCUAACUAACCUCUGGGGCCUUCACAAAACUUACAGAUUCACACUGAGAUUAGAU
Poecilia reticulata (guppy) is the source of this 2185-nucleotide messenger RNA. NCBI's taxonomy places the organism in Eukaryota, Metazoa, Chordata, Actinopteri, Cyprinodontiformes, Poeciliidae. The record is from RefSeq and is a predicted model, not a curated record.